CCAAGCAAACAAUUCUUUUUAAAAUCCCUUUUCCUCUACUAUAUAUAGCACUAACUUUUCACUCUCCUUAUACUCUUCACUCCACAUAUCAAAAAAACAAACAAAUUUAGCCAAACUCAUGGCUCAUCAUAUGCUGCUCAUGACCACCUUUUUUGUUCUUUCUUUGGUCAUUUUUCCCUAUCAAUCAAAUGCCUCAAUCCGUGGCCUAUCCAAGAUAAUGUUGGAUCCUUCACAAGUUGGUAUUUGUGCUUCUUCUGUCACAAUUCAUGGCUACAAAUGCCAAGAAAUCCAAGUUACAACAAAAGAUGGAUAUAUACUUAGCUUGCAAAGAAUACCAGAAGGUCGCGUUGGUGGUGGUGGUGGAGGUGCUAAGAGACCGCCGGUUUUACUUCAGCAUGGUGUUCUUGUGGAUGGAGUGACAUGGCUAUUGAACCCUCCAGAACAAGACUUACCAUUGAUCUUAGCAGACAAAGGGUUCGACGUUUGGAUUGCCAACACUCGUGGCACCCGCUUUUGCAGGCGACAUACGUCUCUCCAACCUAAUGAUCGGGAAUUUUGGGAUUGGUCAUGGGAUGAACUGGUAGCCUAUGAUCUCCCAGCAGUUUUUGAUUAUGUGUAUGCCCACACAGGUCAACAGAUUCACUACGUGGGUCAUUCCUUGGGAACUCUGAUAGCAUUGGCGUCGUUUUCCGAAGGGUUACUGGUGGACAAGGUGAAAUCAGCUGCCUUGUUGAGUCCUAUUGCUUACUUGAGCCACAUGAACACUGCACUUGGUGUUCUUGCUGCUCAAUCCUUUGUUGGUGAGAUCACUAGUACAGUGUUUGGUCUUGCUGAGUUCAAUCCCAAAGGGGAGGCAGCAGGGCAGUUUCUUAAAGCUUUAUGUGCUUAUCCAGGGGUAGAUUGCUAUGAUUUGCUAACUGCAGUUACUGGCAUCAACUGUUGUCUGAAUGCUUCGACUGUUGAUCUGUUCCUGAAGAAUGAACCUCAAUCCACUUCUACCAAGAACAUGGUUCACUUGGCUCAGACUGUUCGAGAUGGUGUCCUAGAAAAGUACAACUAUGGAAAUCCUGCCUUUAACAUGGUGCAUUAUGGAGAAAUGAGUCCUCCAAUUUAUAACCUAUCGAACAUUCCACAGACGCUUCCGAUAUUCAUAAGCUACGGAGGACAAGAUGCUCUUUCAGAUGUUCCAGAUGUUCAGCAAUUACUCGACAGUUUCAGGUCCCAUGAUGUCGACAGACUCACGAUUCAGUAUGUUAAGGAGUAUGGUCAUGCUGAUUUCAUUAUGGGGGUUAAUGCUAAGGAUCUUGUGUAUAAUCAAGUUUACUCUUUUUUCAUGCAUCAUAACUGACAUUUUGUCUAAUAAAAAGCCUUUAUAUGUGUAUCUUGGAGAUCAAAAUCAAUGUUUAUUAAAUAAUCACUCA
Mercurialis annua (annual mercury) is the source of this 1421-nucleotide messenger RNA. Its product is annotated as triacylglycerol lipase 2-like. Bases 119 to 1348 code for a protein of 409 amino acids. The transcript is spliced from 9 exons. Gene Ontology annotation, molecular function: hydrolase activity, acting on ester bonds. NCBI's taxonomy places the organism in Eukaryota, Viridiplantae, Streptophyta, Magnoliopsida, Malpighiales, Euphorbiaceae. The record is from RefSeq and is a predicted model, not a curated record. Gene Ontology annotation, biological process: lipid metabolic process.